Molecule: messenger RNA, 1163 nt
Organism: Darwinula stevensoni
Lineage: Eukaryota; Metazoa; Arthropoda; Ostracoda; Podocopida; Darwinulidae
Source: the annotation of a GenBank genome assembly
AUGGAACCGGGGUCAAUGGAUCUAGGAGGAGGAUGCACGAACGCCAAGGAAUUCUGUGGGCAGUACAACAGAGAGCCCGGAGGGAUGACUUACCCAAUGUCGCAUCUGCAAUGUGGGUCGUGCCUCGACGGUUACACUGAGGAGGAGUGGACGGGAGGGAGGGUGGCGGAGGUGUGCCGGCCGACCGGAUCGUCCGACCGAACCCAAGACGACCUCGCCCCGGGAGAGACAUCGCAGGGAACGGAGCUUACAGUCAUCGUCGCCUCGAUCGUCGUCGGAGUCUGCUGCGUUCUCAUUCUCGUCGGAGUCUGGUUCGGGUUCAAGAAGAGGAGAAAGAAGCCGAAGAGGACAGACGUGGAAAGCAACGGACAAUCGGCGAGAGCACCGACUUUCCCCGAUACCUGGUCGUCCACAUCCUCGUUCCUCUUUCAGGGAAUGUCCCACCCUGUCCCCGUCCGCGACGGACCCCAACAGCUUGAUGUAGGAAUGGAGGCUCUCGAGAACCGAAAAGGAAGUGAAAUUGCUCAGGAGGAGACGCCGCUCGUAGUACACGGAUUCAUUUCCGGAGACCCAGAAAGACUUCUCAAGGCACAACCAGAGGAUUGGGAAGAAUAUCAGAGCAAUCCUUGUUCGGCGUACAAUAAUGUGUCGCGGGUCGGAAACGGAAACGAAUCGAUUACACCUCUAGCCCUUUCUACUAACGUGUCUUCCAUGUCUACGACGAGGCCAACACCCUUUCCUCCAUCUUCCAGCCUGUCAUCCUCUCCUUCACCCUCCAUCCGCUCACCGUCAGCUCCUUCACCCUCGACUCCGACGUCCUCUCCUUCACCACCAGGAUCAGCGGGAAGGGAACGGGAAUUUGGGAGGCAGUGGAGAUCUACCACGUCCGAGAGGCACAUCCAGGAGACGGAAUCCCUGCUCUUCUUGAGUCUAAUCACCAGAUCUUGUUCGUCUCGGUUUCGUCGCCAAGAGACCAGUCAGCACCCGUGACAGUUAAUCCCCAAAUUCGUCUGGAUCUUUCUCAUUCAUUUUCUCGCAUUUCUUUUAUCCCUUUCGUCAACGAGCUAACGGUGUCGAUUUUGAUCCUGCUGUUUUCAUCAUCUGUCAAUUUCUCUGUCUUGCAUAUAUCACUCUGCUUGAUUGCUAAUAAAUUUGUUUGCCCA